Molecule: messenger RNA, 570 nt
Organism: Merops nubicus (carmine bee-eater)
Lineage: Eukaryota; Metazoa; Chordata; Aves; Coraciiformes; Meropidae
Gene: MRPL3
Product: mitochondrial ribosomal protein L3
Exons: 6
Biological process (GO): translation
Cellular component (GO): ribosome; mitochondrial large ribosomal subunit
Molecular function (GO): structural constituent of ribosome
Source: RefSeq, a predicted model, not a curated record
AAAUCAGAGGCUGCAAUGGAAAUUUUUAGAGAAGCUGGAGUACCACGGAAGCAGAAAGUUACAACGUUUAAUGUGACAGAUGAUGCCAUAAUUAAACCAGGAACCCCCCUGUACGCCGCUCACUUCCGCCCCGGGCAGUUCGUGGACGUCACUGCGAGGACCAUUGGGAAAGGGUUCCAAGGUGUCAUGAAGAGAUGGGGCUUUAAGGGCCAGCCCGCCAGCCACGGCCAGACGAAGACUCACAGACGUCCUGGAGCCAUAUCUACCAAUAAAGCUGCCAAGGUCUAUCGUGGGAAGAAGAUGCCUGGUAAGAUGGGGAACGUCUACAGGACAUCCUUUGGGCUCAAGGUCUGGAGGAUCAACACAAAGCAUGACAUCAUUUAUGUGAACGGGUCUGUUCCAGGCCACACCAACUGUCUGGUGAAGGUGAGAGACAGCAAGCUGCCCUCCCGCAAGGGCUGCAACAGCAACCCCCCCUUCCCCACCUUCUUCGCGGACGGAGGCGAGGAGCUGCCAGAGGAGCUGUUCGACGAGGAGGUGUUCCAGCUGGGGGAGCCCUCCCUCACCUAG